GAUUUUGGCUGAAUGUUGGAACGAGAUCGGAUCCUUACAGCUGCUGAUCCUUAAAGUUAAUUUUGUUGCUGGGAAGAAUCUGCUUUGACUCUUUGGCGAGGCUGCGCUUUCAGGGGCGUUUGUUUCCUGGCGCUUCUGGAAUUCCUCAAAUUGAAGGCUGCGUUGGCGAUUGUCCUUGGAGACUCCUGGUAGUCUUUAACCGUCAUGGCCGACCAGGAAUUUUCAUCUGACCCUGAACAGGCCCCAGUUCCUCCUAGGCCUAAAAAGGCCUCAAAAAAGAGGCCUGCUGCCCAAGCUUCAACCUCUUCAGCAAGUCAGCCAUUAUCUGUUACAGCCAGGGAGGAACAGAGGAGACACAACGCUCUAGAGAAACAAUUUUCCAGGGCCCAAAAACAGGCACAACUCAUGGGGGAGGUAGUUCUGGAACCUUCCCCUCCUCAACCGGAUCCAUUGGCAUCAACAACCCAGCUGGCAUCACAAGAUAUACCUUCUGAUGUACCUCAGGCACCCAUGUUGUCUGAUAGGCCGGGACCUUCAGCGUCAUUUACACCCACGGCAGCUGGUCUCAGGCCUCAGGAGGCUUUAGGUUGGCCACCACAUUUAGACUUUCAAGCCUUAUUCACAGAUGCACUGGCUAAGGCAAUCACCUCAGGCCUUCAACAAGGGGGACAGCCCCAGUUUGGGUAUCAUACUUGUCAGAUGCCAGCUCCUUCCAGGCCGGCUUGUGGACAUCAUCCGUCUACGCAUCCUCCUCCUCCUCCUCCCCCUCCACCCCUCCCCAGCCGGCCCAGGCGAUCCAACCUUCCUUAG
Pantherophis guttatus is the source of this 810-nucleotide messenger RNA. The record is from RefSeq and is a predicted model, not a curated record. Lineage: Eukaryota; Metazoa; Chordata; Lepidosauria; Squamata; Colubridae.